AUGGCGGGGCGGCCGGGGUACGUCACGCUGCCGAUAAUCUCGGUGUUCGCCGCGAUCGGGUACGUCUACUACACCGCGGUGUUCCUCGCGAUCCCCGCGUGGCUGGGGCUCGCCACGGCGGCGGGGGUCGCCAACGUCGCGGCCUACACCGCGCUCGCGCUCGCCUGCGUCGCCGCCUACGGCCUCGUCGUCACGCGCGACCCGGGCCGCGUGCCGCCCGCCUUCGUGCCCGACGUCGAGGACACGGAGACCCCCCUCCAUGAGAUCAAGCGCAAGGGUGGUGAUUUGAGAUACUGCCAGAAGUGUUCUCAUUAUAAACCUCCUCGCGCGCAUCAUUGUCGUGUCUGCAAGAGAUGUAUUCUGAAAAUGGAUCACCACUGUAUUUGGAUUAACAAUUGUGUUGGGCAUGAGAAUUACAAAAUUUUCCUCGUCUUUGUGUUGUAUGCUGCAACCGCAAGCUUCUAUUCUUUGGCUCUGAUGAUUGGAGGCGUAGUGCAUAGUGUGCCUACAGAUGAACAAUCAGGAAUUGAUUCUCCAAGAAAAUCGUUAGUUAUUUGUGGCGUCUUUGUGGGUGUAAUGACUUUGGCGUUGUCUAUCCUCUUGGUCUGGCAUGUUUACCUCAUCUUACAUAAUAAGACUACUAUUGAGUACCAUGAAGGAGUUAGGGCAAUGUGGUUGGCAGAAAAGGCUGGAAAUCUUUACCAUCAUCCAUAUGAUCUCGGUGUCUAUCAUAAUAUUGUUUCGGUCCUAGGCCCCAACAUGCUAUGCUGGUUCUGCCCUGUAUCGAGGAACAUAGGCGACGGCGUUCGUUUCCGCACAUCGUAUGAUAUUCCGCUAUCGACACCACCAUCCAAAGCAGAAAAGCAUCUGGCAAUGUCUUGA
Molecule: messenger RNA, 882 nt
Organism: Triticum turgidum subsp. durum (durum wheat)
Lineage: Eukaryota; Viridiplantae; Streptophyta; Magnoliopsida; Poales; Poaceae
Source: the annotation of a GenBank genome assembly